Molecule: messenger RNA, 183 nt
Organism: Bemisia tabaci
Lineage: Eukaryota; Metazoa; Arthropoda; Insecta; Hemiptera; Aleyrodidae
Source: RefSeq, a predicted model, not a curated record
UGAUGUAUCUGUAUAACUUGAUGCAUAUGUAUCCGGGCGGCGCUCAAGCCAGGACUCAAGCAUAGGAGCGACCCAUAACCAACUCCAUAUAGAAUGCCUAGAAUGCCUCGUGUUUCAUGUAGCAGAACCGUGAAAGCCUCUUUAUUGUAUUUUCAAUAAAACCCCAGUCUGUCAUCUCAACAA